Messenger RNA from Penicillium olsonii, 906 nucleotides. Lineage: Eukaryota; Fungi; Ascomycota; Eurotiomycetes; Eurotiales; Aspergillaceae. The record is from the annotation of a GenBank genome assembly.
AUGUACCGCCAUUUCCGUGCUGUUUGUACGACUGGCGUGAAAGGUGCUAGAUAUUCUACGCAGCCUAUCAGGGAUAUACGAACUUCCAGUCUUGUUCCGCUGAUUGAAGUUACCAAACCUAAGUUUUCCUCGGAGGCCACUCACUUGAGAGUUGUACACGAGACUCUGGAAGCUAAAGGAGUGGUUCAAUUGGCCUUGGGGUUCAGCGAUGAAAAAAGCGUCUAUCUGCAGAGACUUAUUACCAACUUCCACAAAAGCCAUGGUCAUGGUCUUCCGAUAACCCAUAGUGCCGAACGCGGCUGGUUUUGGGAUGUUCGGCCCUCUCCAUCGGCCUUCCAAAGCCACGGGCACCAAGCCCGCUCAGAGACAAUGUCUCGAUUUGAUUGGCACACCGACUGCAGCUAUGAGGAAUGUCCGCCGCGAUACUUUGCUCUUCAAGUCAUUCAACCGGAUCGCUGUGGGGGUGGAACUUUGUCGAUACUAAACGUCGACCGACUCCUCGCCUUACUCUCCCCUUUCGCACAGAAAUGGCUGUCUAGCAAUAACUACAAGAUCACUGUCCCUCCUGAAUUUCUCAAGAAAGUGGGAGAGCAGUAUAUUGUUAGCAACUUGCUCGCAGUGAAGCCGGAGGGAAAAGGUGGCAGUCAAUUACGAUUCCGGCAUGAUAUCACUAUACCGUUAACUCCCAACGCUGCUAAGGCGCUAGACGAACUCAAGGAGAUUCUGUAUGGAGAUAGAGCCGAGGAAUGGACUAUCCAUCUUGAAUCCAAGAGCCUUCCUCGGGGGUCAAUAGUUUUGAUGGAUAAUCGACGAUGGCUGCAUUCUCGGAGUGAAGUCAAGGACCCCAACCGUCAUCUCCGACGAGUCCGAUGGGAUGCGAGACCAUUCGGAUCGCACAGCGCAUGA